Telopea speciosissima is the source of this 2400-nucleotide messenger RNA. Its product is annotated as vacuolar protein sorting-associated protein 52 A-like. Bases 240 to 2354 code for a protein of 704 amino acids. Gene Ontology annotation, cellular component: GARP complex. The transcript has 21 exons. Gene Ontology annotation, molecular function: syntaxin binding. NCBI's taxonomy places the organism in Eukaryota, Viridiplantae, Streptophyta, Magnoliopsida, Proteales, Proteaceae. The record is from RefSeq and is a predicted model, not a curated record. Gene Ontology annotation, biological process: Golgi to vacuole transport; endocytic recycling; retrograde transport, endosome to Golgi.
CUCGCCACGAAUUUGAGCCCCACUCUUGACUCUUGAGUGGACUUGGAUUCAGAUCCAGGUUCCAGCAAUUACAGUUCUUCACCAGAGCCGGCGUCGAGUGGUUGACGAACGCAGCAUCGGAAUUUGGAAGAGCUGUUGGAUCUGCUUCUAACCGGCGAAUCCCUAUUUUCAUAUUUCGUACAAAGCGACUCUUUUGACAGACAUUUAGAAGCUUGUGUUGGAUGAAGUACACUUGAUAGAUGGAUGCUUCUGUGACAAAGACAGUGGGUGACUCCUAUGGUGAGACUCAUGAUAUCCAGAAAGCUGGAUUUGAGGGAGUAUUUGUUGGGGAUUUGGCUUUUGAGGAGGAUGUAAACAGUGACGAUGUAUCAUUGGAUGGACUACAGGAAGAGCUGGAAGAAUGUAAGAAUGAUGAAGUGGUUACAGAUAUAUUGUCUAAAGGCACAAAACUAAGGGAUUAUGCUAAGGGUGUUGAGAACAAUGUACGCCAAGUUGAACUGAAUUCGAUUCAGGAGUAUAUAAAGGAAAGUGACAAUUUAGUUUCUCUUCAUGAUCAAAUUCGUGAUUGUGACAGUAUUUUAUCCCAAAUGGAAACCCUUCUUGGUGGAUUUCAGGAUGAGAUUGGUUCUAUAAGUUCAGAAAUAAAAACCCUUCAGGAGAAGUCCAUGGAUAUGGGUCUGAAGCUGAAGAAUCGCAAGGUUGCUGAAUCAAAAUUGGAAAAAUUUAUUGAAGACAUCAUUGUCCCACCAAGGAUGGUUGACAUAAUUGUUGAUGGAGAGGUAAAUGAUGAAUACAUGAGGACUCUUGUGGUUUUAAGUAAGAAGCUGAAGUUUGUUCAAGUAGAUCCCAUGGUCAAAUCUUCAGAAGCUCUAAAAGGUGUUCAGCCUGAGUUGGAAAGACUUCGGCAAAAAGCUGUGUCGAAGGUAUUUGAGUUUGUUGUUCAGAAGCUUUAUGCCCUAAGAAAGCCCAAAACAAAUAUUCAGAUCCUUCAACAAAAUGUUCUUUUAAAAUACAAGUACGUAAUUCUCUUUCUCAAAGAACAUGGAAAGGAGGUCUAUAUGGAGGUUCGUGGAGCAUACAUUGACACAAUGAAUAAGGUUCUGAGUGCCCAUUUCCGGGCUUAUAUUCAAGCACUGGAGAAACUACAACUGGAUAUAGCAACAGCAAGUGAUUUGAUUGGAGUAGAGACCAGAAGUGCUGGCCUCUUUUCAAGAGGAAGAGAACCUUUAAAAAACCGAUCUGCUGUUUUUGCCUUGGGGGAUAGGAUAAACAUUUUAAAGGAAAUUGAUCAACCUGCGUUGAUUCCACAUAUAGCCGAAGCAAGCUCUCAGAAGUAUCCAUAUGAAGUCCUCUUCAGGAGCUUGCACAAGCUUCUUAUGGAUACUGCCACCUCAGAGUAUCUCUUCUGUGAUGAUUUCUUUGGUGAAGAAUCCAUAUUCUAUGAGAUAUUUACCGGUCCAUUUGCUGUUAUCGAUGAACACUUCAAUGCAAUCCUUCCAAAUUGUUACGAUGCUAUCGGCUUAAUGCUUAUGAUCCGCAUUAUACAUCAGCACCAGCUAAUUAUGUCCCGUCGGCGAAUUCCAUGCUUGGAUUCAUAUUUAGACAAGGUCAAUAUUGCACUAUGGCCUCGUUUUAAGAUGGUAUUUGAUAUGCAUUUAAGCAGCUUGCGUAAUGCAAAUGUGAAGAUAUUGUGGGAGGAUGAUGUUCAUCCUCACUAUGUAAUGAGACGUUAUGCUGAGUUCACAGCCUCACUUAUUCACCUCAAUGUUGGGGAUGGGCAGCUUGAAUUGAACUUGGAACGACUGCGAAUGGCUGUUGAUGACUUGCUCAUUAAGCUUGCCAAAAUGUUCCCUAAACCGAAACUGCAAACUGUUUUUCUUAUAAACAACUACGAUAUGACAAUCGCUGUGUUGAAGGAAGCAGGUCCAGAAGGUGGAAAGACACAGCUGCAUUUUGAAGAACUGCUAAAGAGCAACACAACAAUAUUUGUGGAAGAGCUACUACUAGAGCAUUUUGGUGAUUUAAUCAAGUUCGUAAAGACCAGAGCCUCUGAGGUCCCAAGUUAUACAUCAGAGAGACCUGUCACUGUUGCCGAUGUUGAGCCCCUUGUUAAGGACUUUGCAAGCAGAUGGAAGGCUGCAAUAGAGCUGAUGCACAAAGAUGUCAUAACUUCUUUCAGUAACUUCCUGUGUGGUAUGGAGAUCUUGAGAGCUGCAUUAACCCAGCUGCUGCUCUAUUACACUAGGCUUACAGAUUUCAUCAAGCGCAUAGUUGAUGGAUCAACGCUUAACAAGGAUCUUGUUUCCAUACCUUCAAUAAUGUUUGAAAUUAGGAAAUACUCAAGGACUUUCUAGUUUUACCAUUAUGUAUAGCUCCUAAACCAUGUCACCCUUUGUUGUU